Messenger RNA from Vanderwaltozyma polyspora DSM 70294, 2520 nucleotides. It is a transcript of the gene RIX7, whose product is annotated as putative AAA family ATPase RIX7. NCBI's taxonomy places the organism in Eukaryota, Fungi, Ascomycota, Saccharomycetes, Saccharomycetales, Saccharomycetaceae. The coding region runs from base 1 to 2520 and encodes 839 amino acids. Gene Ontology annotation, biological process: ribosome biogenesis. Gene Ontology annotation, cellular component: nucleus. The record is from RefSeq and is a predicted model, not a curated record. The transcript has a single exon. Gene Ontology annotation, molecular function: ATP binding; RNA binding; ATP hydrolysis activity.
AUGGCUAAGUUUAAGUCUAAAAAGGGUUCUUUAACUAACACUCUUGAUAACAAGGUUAAUGAUCUAAUUUAUAGAUUACUAGAAGAAAAAAGCUUGGAGAAAAAAAGACAAAGAGAUAAUGAUCCAGAUAUUGAAAAUGAUACCAAUAAUGGUGAUGAUGAUGAAGUUUUUUUGAAUAUGUUUUUUGCUAAAGAUUUGGAUAUAAAUGAAAUUUUCACUUACUGUCAAACUAAAGAUUUAUCAAUGCUGAGAGUAAAGAAAAUUAUUUUACAAAAGACAAUAGAAAAAUGUAUCAAACAAGUUAUCGAUGAGGAAAAUGAAGAAUUCUCUUCUUAUCCAGCUUAUUGUAAUUUUCAGGAGCAAGAUCCUUCUGAAACUGAAGAAGAAAUUUUAACAAAGAAAAACUUAAUGGUAGUAAAAGAUACAAAUGAUAUGAAUAAAAGUAUCACAAGUCAAUGGUCUACUUCAACUCCAACACCUGCGCCUAUACAGUCAACUCAAGAAGAACAAAAAGAUGAAAAUUCUGAUAGUGCUGAGACAAAUAACAAAAGAAAAUCAAAAGAAUCUUCAACAAAAGCUAAACGUCAAAAAGUUAAAGAAGAUAGAACUCCUCCUUCUUCAGAUUUGAAGUCAUUAGGUGGUAUGGAUGAUGUUAUUGCACAACUAAUGGAAUUGAUUGGUUUGCCGAUCUUACAUCCAGAAAUUUACCAAUCAACAGGUGUAGAGCCACCAAGAGGUGUUUUGUUACAUGGUCCCCCAGGUUGUGGUAAAACAUCUAUUGCUAAUGCUUUAGCUGGUGAGUUACAAGUCCCAUUUAUAUCUAUAUCUGCACCAUCUGUUGUAAGUGGUAUGUCAGGUGAAAGUGAGAAAAAGAUCAGGGACUUAUUUGAUGAGGCCAAAGCUAUUGCCCCAUGUUUGAUGUUUUUUGAUGAAAUUGAUGCAAUCACACCAAAACGUGAUGGUGGUGCUCAAAGAGAAAUGGAAAGAAGAAUUGUUGCCCAAUUGUUAACAUCUAUGGACGAGUUAUCUAUGGAGAAAACUGGUGGUAAGCCAGUUAUCGUUAUCGGUGCUACAAAUAGACCUGAUUCUUUGGAUGCCGCUUUGAGAAGAGCUGGUAGAUUUGAUAGAGAAAUUUGCUUAAAUGUUCCAAAUGAAGUAUCAAGAUUACACAUUUUAAAAAAAAUGUCAGAAAACCUGAAAAUUGAUGGUGAGAUUGAUUUUGCACAAUUAGCGAAAUUAACUCCUGGUUUUGUGGGUGCAGAUUUAAAGGCUUUAUCUACUGCAGCAGGUACUUGUGCGAUUAAACGUAUAUUCCAUAAUUAUGCUACAUUAAAACCAGAGCAACUUCCUUUAUCUGACAAAAUGGAGAUCGACUCUCAAUCUAAUUCGAUAGAUAUAAAAGAUGAAUACGAUGAGCCAAAGUUGAAAAACACAGCCGAUAUUAUUGAUCCAUUACCUUUAUCGAUAAUUCAAAAGUUUAUCGACAACUUUCCAGAACCUUUAACUGGGGAGCAAUUAAGUAAUCUGUCUAUCAAAUAUGAAGAUUUCUUAAAGGCUUUACCAACCAUUCAGCCUACCGCUAAAAGAGAAGGGUUUGCUACUGUCCCAGAUGUCACUUGGGCUAAUGUCGGUGCUCUGGAUAAAACCAGAGUUGAAUUAAACAUGGCUAUCGUUCAACCAAUUAAGAGGCCUGAAUUAUAUGAAAAGGUUGGUAUUAGCGCUCCAGCUGGUGUGUUGCUGUGGGGUCCACCUGGUUGUGGUAAAACUUUACUGGCUAAAGCAGUGGCUAAUGAAUCUCGUGCAAAUUUUAUUUCCAUUAAAGGUCCUGAAUUGUUAAAUAAAUAUGUUGGUGAAUCUGAGAGGUCUAUAAGACAAGUUUUUACAAGAGCAAGAGCCUCGGUACCUUGUGUUAUAUUUUUUGAUGAAUUAGAUGCCCUGGUUCCAAGAAGAGAUACGUCAUUAUCAGAAUCCUCAUCCAGAGUAGUUAACACUUUAUUGACAGAAUUAGAUGGUUUGAAUGAUAGACGUGGUAUUUUUGUUAUUGGUGCUACUAAUAGACCAGAUAUGAUCGAUCCAGCAAUGUUAAGACCUGGUAGAUUAGAUAAGACAUUAUUUAUUGAACUACCUAAUGAAGAUGAGAAACUAGAUAUUAUCAAGACAUUGACCAGAUCAAAUGGUACUCCAUUGGCUGAUGAUGUCGAAUUACAAACUAUAAUCUCAGAUGAACGUUGUAGAAACUUUUCAGGUGCUGAUUUGGCUGCUCUGGUAAGAGAAAGUUCCGUCUUGGCGCUAAAAAGAAGCUUCUUUAAAUCAGAUGAAAUACAAUCUGUUGUUCACAAUGAUUUAGAUAAAGAAUUUGAAGAUCUAAGUGUGGGUGUCCCUACUGAUGAAAUUAUUGUCUCCAUGACUGACUUUAGCAAUGCAUUAAAGAAGAUUAAACCUUCUGUCAGUGACAAAGAUAGAAUAAAAUAUGACAGAUUAAAUAAAAAAAUGGGAUGGACUGAAGAAGAACAAGAGUGA